UUUUUGUGCAUAAUUAUCGUGUCAAAGAUUAAAGUGUCAAAUAUAUUGCUUGAUAAAUGAUAAAUAUCGUUAAGGUCUGAUGUUUCUUCGUGGUUUUAAUACUUUCUGAUGUAUAAUACUAAUAUCUGGCUGUAAAGAAGUUGUUAUUAACUGUUUAACGUUCGAAGUAAUCAUUUGAAAACUUUCCCUUUUCUAUCUCGUGAGUUGCUCAAGAAAUGGCUACCGAAACGGCGGUCCUUUCACCAAAUGUUCCUAGUUUUUCUGGCGAUAGGGAAAGGAUGACUAUUCAAGAGAGGGAAGACAGUUUACUUAAAGCGUUGCAAUGGGUCAGAGAUGAAUUGAAAACUUUGAAAUCUCAAGAUCAACUGCUCAUGCGACAGUUUACAAGUUUACGUACGAAGAUCAACACACUCAAAGAUGAAAUACCGACAAUUAUGGACAGGACAAGUAUGAUCAGCUACGAUUCAUCCAAAGCAGAUGAUGAUGAAAUAUUUUAUGUGAAUGGUAAUGCUCGUGUGAGGAUAAACUCGAACACAAGUUUCAGAAGCAAAUCGUUGUCGAUCAGUGAUGAGGAAAAGUUGUAAUGAUUCCGCAGUUAACUUGAGGGUUAAUCUGAUUUUACCUUGUUGUAAAUGUUUUUAUUGUAACCGCAAACCCAUGCCGUAAUUAGCAUUUUUAUUUUCAUUAUGAAGAAAUCCACCAAAUUCUUUUUACAUAACAAUUUUACUAGAGAAAAUGGAGUUAUGAAGACAAUGUAUCAUAUAUAAUCUCAGCAAAGCACAUGCAUAUGUAACACAAAAUUAUGUGUCUUUUUUUAUAAAAUAUAUUUAUGUUUUUGCAAAGA
This is a messenger RNA of Xenia sp. Carnegie-2017, 844 nucleotides long. RefSeq lists its product as uncharacterized. The transcript has 2 exons. The coding region runs from base 216 to 584 and encodes 122 amino acids. Lineage: Eukaryota; Metazoa; Cnidaria; Anthozoa; Malacalcyonacea; Xeniidae. The record is from RefSeq and is a predicted model, not a curated record.